AACGGAAAAGUCGAGUGGAGCAGCGGGCCAGUCAAUCAGGGGCUCCGCUUGUAAAGCUGUUUAAAGGGCCAGCUAGGAGCCCCGGGACGUGUUGCCGAGUGGUCUCAGCGCUGUUGGAGCGGUUUGUUUGUGGAGUUGAACUGUGGGUUCAAUCUUUGUUUCCAAGUACCAAUAAUGCACGAGGAGGUUCCUGCUUCGAACCCCUUGAGGACGUUGCAAUGCUUCCAUUCUGCCAGUGUAAGCUGAACCGGCCAGUGGCAGCCAGCCCCUUGUUGAGUUGUGCAGCUUGUAACACAGAGAGCAUAUACUUUGGGACGCCCAGGCUCGCAUACUGCCCAGCCUGGACUACACCAGCCCGCAAUCGCAGGGAGCUGGACCCGAUUUUCCACUCGCUGGUGCUAAUCAGGAGUGACUCCACUGAAUUCAGACUGGUGUAAACCUAAUUUCCAGAGGGAAAUCAGUCCCGCUCUAUCCUGCCGCGAAAUAGGGAUUGCUUCACUCCCCUCUGUCAUAUUACAGAGUGUCACUUGUGUGUGCUGUAUGCUACCCCUGCUUGUGUCUUGUUAGCUCAGGAGAGGUUUGGAGCAGCACAAACUCUGUGAUGGUUUUUAGAGAACAAGGGAGACUGGGUUUGGGAACAGCCCUAGCUCCAAGCAGUUUAGAGAGUGCGCAAGGGAAUGAGAAAGGUGCAGUGAUGUGCGAGGAUCAUGACAGAGGCUGAUUAUUACGGUGGAGAGAGUGAAAGCAUCCAGAUUAUGGUCACAAGAGCCUGCACAACAACCGAUGAUGUGCAGCAAUCUAAUAUUUAGUUAAUUAUUUCUGAUUGCACUAUUCUGUCUUUGAGAGAGAGACUAUGAUAUAUAUACUCAAGUCACCCAAAGUAACUGAAGUAGGUGCCCAUUCAUUCCUCCUGUCCUUUGUACAAGAAGCCAGUUUAUUUCCCCGUACCUAUUUAAGGAUGAAAACCUCCUAUUAAGAUCCACUGUUUCCCCGACGGCUGAUCUAAUGGGCUGUCGCUGUUUUAUUCCAGGGUCGAGUGGUGCCCUUACCCCAGCACCUUCCCCACUGAUAAACAACGGGAGAAACCGGGUGGAAUAAGCUCGUGUCUCCAGCCUGUGACACGUACUGGUUUGUUCUCACUGAAGUGAAGGCAGGCAACGAGCUGCCCUCGGCUCAGGCACAGAAAUAUUGCACAGCUGUGUGGAAAUGCCUCACCUAACAUAGCCAGUGGGUUCACUGUGCUCUCUCAGCUCUCCUUCCUUUAAGAUUUUUUUAAAACCAUGUGGUAGCCAUGGUGGUAAGGGGGGGGGAGGAGGGUGUUUUCCAGAAUGCGGGGGGAUCCGGCCCUUCAGGUUGGGGGCAGGCUGCACUUGCCAUCGAUUUCCCAGGCGGUGGCAGCUGGGCAGAGGUGCGCCUGGAAGGGUGGGAGAGCCCCGCGUCCCCUUUAAGGCUGGCCUCUCGGCUGCGCUCUCCCUCCCCGGUCCCGCCUCCCGGAGCAUGACACGCCGCUCCGAUGGCGAAGCCCCUUUUUAAUUGAGGCUGUCAGGCGGCAGAGCCAGCCCGCGAGGGUAGGAAGCGAAUCGACCGCGGCGGUAGCGUCUUUCAGGCUGGAGCGGUAGCGGCCACGCUGCCAGAGGGCGAGGGCAGCCCCGCAAUCCGCAGCGAGCGUCCACCUCCCCGGGCGGGGGCAGGCGCCGGGCGAUCCCCCUCUCGCCGCUUCUGCAAGUGGAAGGCGGCAUCUCUGCUUCAGCAGGCUCCCCCGGAGGGAGGCGAGCGGGUCUGGCAGCCCUGGGAUCGCUCUCGCCUCCCCUGCCUGCCCCUCUGGCGCCCGCUGCCUGCGGCUCGGUGGUGCACUGGGAGUGGACCGGGGGAGGGAAGGGGGCCUUUCCCUUGCGGCAGCGGCGGCCCGUGGGCUCCCUUCCUCGGACCCGGGGGGCGCCCCCUGUCCUCCGAGCCUCAUGAAAAAUCACCUGUGGGGCAGCUCCCCCCGGGCUCCCAUGGCGGCGGCGGUGCCGUGGAAGAGCGUGGAGUGGCUGCAGGAGGAGCUGGAGUCCGGCGGGGGCAGCUCGCUGCUGCUGCUCGACUGCCGCCCCCACGAGCUCUUCGAGUCCUCGCACAUCGAGACGGCCAUCAACCUGGCCAUCCCGGGCCUCAUGCUGCGCCGCCUCAAGAAGGGCAACCUGCCCAUCCGCUCCAUCAUCCCCAACCACGAGGACAAGGAGCGCUUCGCCAAGCGCUGCAAGGCGGACACCGUGCUGCUCUAUGACGAGGCCACGGCCGAGUGGCAGCAGGACAACGGCGCCCCCAGCUCUGUCCUGGGGCUGCUGCUGCAGAAGCUGCGGGACGAUGGGUGCAAGGCGUAUUACCUGAAAGGUGGCUUUAACAAAUUUCAGACCGAAUAUUCUGAGCAUUGUGAGACCAACCUUGACAGCUCCUCACCCAGCAAUUCUCCUCCUGCAUCUGUCCUUGGCCUUGGAGGACUAAGGAUCAGCUCCGAUUGUUCUGACGGCGAGUCUGACAGGGAGCCAAGCAGUGCCACAGAGUCGGAUGGGAGCCCAAUCCCUAACAACCAGCCUGCCUUCCCUGUCCAGAUCCUACCCUACCUGUAUCUGGGUUGUGCCAAAGAUUCUACCAACCUAGAUGUCUUGGGCAAAUACGGCAUCAAGUACAUCUUAAAUGUGACUCCCAACCUGCCAAACAUGUUCGAGCACAACGGAGAGUUUAAAUACAAACAGAUUCCCAUCUCGGAUCACUGGAGCCAGAAUCUCUCUCAGUUCUUUCCUGAGGCCAUCGCUUUCAUUGAUGAGGCCCGUACCAAGAAAUGUGGUAUCCUGGUUCACUGCCUCGCCGGCAUCAGCAGGUCUGUAACAGUAACCGUUGCCUACUUGAUGCAAAAAAUGAACUUGUCCCUGAAUGACGCCUAUGACUUUGUGAAAAGGAAAAAGUCGAAUAUCUCCCCGAACUUCAACUUCAUGGGCCAGCUCCUGGACUUUGAGAGGACUCUGGGGCUCAACAGCCCAUGUGACAACCGCUCCCCCAGUGAGCAAUUGUACUUCACCACCCCCACCAAUCACAACCUGUUCCAGCUGAACACCUUGGAGUCCACAUGAAGGGGACGUUGUUUGGUUGGGAACUCGAGCCUUGAAUAGCUUCUCUUGAGCAUUUCAAAUAUUAAAAAUGUAUGUAUCUUGCCAGGCAGCCUUGAAAGAACUAGUUUCUCCAAGUAGAGGUGUCUGAUCGCUGCUUUAAAAAGGCUAAGGCCAUUUAUUAGUAUCCUGAUGCUAAUCAAAGUGGAUCAAAGAGUAGUCUCUUUACAGGGGUUAUUUAAUAUGGGGGAUCUCGUGGCGUUCUGAGCGCAGCUGUUACCGGCAAUAACUGCUUUCCUGGAUGUGUUGAGACUAGUGAACCGCACACACUCACACAAACCACACGCAAAGCUAUCUGCGUGGUAGGUUGUUGUGGAAAGUAGAGGAGACUUACGCACUUGGCAACCUUGAACAAAGGGCGUUGGCCCAAGACUAUUUUAAAACCCACGUUUACCUUUUUUUUUUAAGAAAAAGGUAAUCUUACCCUCUGAGUCUUGGGCUCCAACUCGUUUUAAAUAUGUAAGUUCCUGACUGUUUGUACAGACGAGGUUGCAAAACCAGUAUUUUAUUCUGUUCUUGUUUGAUCUGUCUUUCUUUUCUUUUUUUCUUUCUUUCUUUUUUUUUUUAAAUCAAAUGUUUAUAUUGACCAAAUGCAUUUUGCACACUUUGUGAAGCCUUGAGACGUCCUGGCAUAUUACUGGGUACACCCUGAGAGAGACACAUGCUGCUGUUGUUGCUAGCAUCUGGUAGGAAGCUUUGUUAUUUGUGAAGGCCAGUUGGUCUUAGCCUCUCUGCCACUUCCACACUCACAAUCACAAACUCUGCACUGAAUCAACCAAGGUGACUAAGCUGCAAGCUUUUUUUUAAAUACCACCCCCAUUACCCCACCACCAAAAAACACUGUCUGCUGUUGCCAGAGGUAAACCUGGUGUAGCCUCCAGAGUUGGUAGAAGCAUGUCUGAGGCUAGCACUCGUUCUCUGCCGUCAGUCGAAUGAUUGGUGUCAUCCAGCUGGCCUGAAAUCAUUCCAGCUUCUGAAGUGAAGAAAGUACUUGUGAUGUUGGCACUUAUCUGGCACACUUAAUUCUUUUAUGUGUGCAGGGGUGGGAAUCGAGUGCUACUGGUACUCCAAAAGACUGGAGCAGAGCAAAGUUUUUACAGCAUGACACUGCUGCGGAGUCAUGUGCAAACCAUGGAAGGGGAGUGGAAAUGUGUGAAAUAAUGACCAGAAUGUUGUAAAAACUGGCAAAUUCCGAGACUUUCAGAGCGUUCAAUGGAGAUUCAAUGGGUUUCCUUUUUUCGAGUAACUUUUUGCCGUGCCUUCUAGAACAAGAAGACUUGUUCAUGUUUCUGGCUAACGUUUGGCAAAGGUUUCAUACGCUGAAGAAGUGGUACUAACAUCUGGGAGGAGGGCAGAAUGGAUCUGGAGGUUUCUUUUACUGGCUGCAAUGUAGUCCUUCCCUUCUCCCCACCUCCUUAUCCACUGGAACUCUCAUGUAACUAAAACGAAAAAAAAAAAAGAGAAAGCCACGGAAUUUUUUUUCUAAAUAUCCAGGUUUUUGUAUUUUUUUUCAAAAAAAAAAAAAAAAGAAGAAAAAAAAAAACCCCCUCCAUAUAGAGGAAAGUUCGAUGCUGUCGUCAUGAUUUUUUUUUUUUUUUUUGGUUGGUUGUCUUCUGUCUUUUUUGUUUUGUAACAAUGUUGGGAUUGUGGGUCAUCAGGGAAGGGAGAAUGGACAUAAGUAUGGCUGAGAGUGAGCGAGCAAAUUGAAAAUAUCCUAAUUGCAUUUUACCUCAUGGAGGAACUUUUUUUUUUUUUUUUUUUUCAGGGAUUUUUAGACAGUGCAUCUGUAUUGCAUUACAGCUAAGCUGGCUUAUAAAGGCUUCCUGUGCUGUAAGUGAUCUGUCUUCUUUAAAGGAAAAAGAUACAUCCUCUGAUUAAUCCAAAUGAGAGCUUGUUAGCGAGGGAUGGUUUUUGCUUUCUGAGUUAUGAAGGUAAAUUAAUGACCCUAUAUAUAUAUACUGAACCAAUAUUGGGACUUUUGUUUAUAUUGCAAAUAAAUAUUAUUUUUUCUUUAAAAA
This is a messenger RNA of Chelonia mydas (Green sea turtle), 5164 nucleotides long. RefSeq names its product dual specificity phosphatase 7 (gene DUSP7). The record is from RefSeq and is a predicted model, not a curated record. NCBI's taxonomy places the organism in Eukaryota, Metazoa, Chordata, Testudines, Cheloniidae. Gene Ontology annotation, molecular function: MAP kinase tyrosine/serine/threonine phosphatase activity; protein tyrosine/threonine phosphatase activity. Gene Ontology annotation, biological process: negative regulation of MAPK cascade; protein dephosphorylation. Gene Ontology annotation, cellular component: cytoplasm; cytosol. The transcript is spliced from 3 exons. The coding region runs from base 1959 to 3110 and encodes 383 amino acids.